Ceratina calcarata is the source of this 1185-nucleotide messenger RNA. It is a transcript of the gene HemK1, whose product is annotated as HemK methyltransferase 1. Gene Ontology annotation, molecular function: protein methyltransferase activity; nucleic acid binding. Gene Ontology annotation, cellular component: mitochondrion. Gene Ontology annotation, biological process: protein methylation. Bases 98 to 1132 code for a protein of 344 amino acids. The record is from RefSeq and is a predicted model, not a curated record. The transcript has 5 exons. NCBI's taxonomy places the organism in Eukaryota, Metazoa, Arthropoda, Insecta, Hymenoptera, Apidae.
UAAAAGACCCACGAGGUCGAUCAGAGUUCGCGAUUCGCGAACAAUGUUUUGAUAUACGGUCUCACGUGAGAUAACCGACUGUUUUUAAUGCAACGCAAUGUUCUCUCGUUCUCUGUCGAGUGCACGCGCGUUCCUCGGCAUCGAGGCUUGCAUGAAAUUCGUUGGCAACGAGUUAAUCGCGUCCGGUCGUCGUUUGUGCACAAUUAACGAGCGAUGUCCCACUGUCGGCGAGGCGAUCGAGCAAUGGGGAGACCGGUUCAAGAGCGAAGGUGUUACGGAGCCCAUAGAAUCGAUAGAGCAUAUCGUAGCUCACGUAAUUGGAACUAGGAAGAUAUUAGAUGUAGUAAACUCGCGGGAUCAACAACUCACGGUGGAUCAACGUGAUCUACUGGAUUCGUUAUGCGAAUGUCGACUGUCUAGAAUGCCGGUUCAGUACAUAAUAGGAGAAUGGGAUUUCCGUGAUAUUAAUCUAAAAUUGGUCCCACCGAUUUUCAUACCGCGACCGGAAACGGAAAUGUUAGUUCAUUACGUUUUGAAAGCUCUGAGUUCUUCUUCUAACGAGGGCCGAGACGUUUUAGAUAUCGGAUGCGGCUCAGGUGCCGUAGCCCUUUCAAUCGCGCACAGCGAUAAAACAGUAAGUUGCACUGCGAUCGAUUCGAAUCAGCAGGCGUGCGAAUUGACUGUAGAGAAUCGGGAUAAAUUAGGUUUACAGGACCGCGUCGCAGUGGUACGUGCGACUCUUGAAGACGACGGGACUAUGAGAUUUGGAAAUGUGUUGAGUGCACCCAAAGAUAUCGAUCUAAGCUCAAGAACGUUUGACCUGAUCGUCAGCAAUCCGCCCUACGUACCUACCAAGCAAAUACCUACGCUCUCUCCGGAAAUUAAACUUUACGAAGAUUUGGCGGCUCUGGAUGGGGGAGACGAUGGUCUAAAGAUUAUCAAACCUCUGUUAAAGUACGCGGCCACAGGGUUGAAACCAGGGGGACGUUUGCUUUUGGAAGUUGACUCCACGCAUCCCGAAUACAUACAAUUCUUUACCAAGAAAUAUCCCAUACUGAAAUUACAAUACGAGCACACGUACAAGGACUUUUGUAACAACGACCGAUUCGUUGAAAUAUCAAAAGUAUCAUAGAUUAAAAAUACUCUGUAAAUAUUUCUUAAACGAAUAAAGUCUAUUUAAAUGCA